AUGGAUAAGAUGGAAAAUGCUUUUGAGGAUCUUCGUCAGGGUAACCAAACUGUUCGGGAGUACAAGGAGGAGUUCAAUCGUUUGAAGAGAUUCUCAGCGAAGCAUCUGAGUGAGGCUGAGCAGGUCCGCAAAUUCAUGAAGGGACUGAGACUUGAUCUCAAGAACCGCUGUUCUAUCAGGAAGUAUGACAGUCUGUUGGAUUUGGUCGAAACUGCAGCUGGGCAGGAACUUGGAUUCCAGGAGGAACAAAAGUUGUCCAAAGGUUUUCAAGCUAAAACCGGAAAGGGAGAUAGUAGCAAGAGGAGCUGGGCUACUGCUAAUGCUACACCAGGAGAGUAUGCUAAGAACUUGACUUGCUUCAAGUGUAACCAGCGUGGGCAUCUCAAGAAGGAUUGCACUGUUGGCAAUUUUCCAAGAGGGGUUCAGCCUAGAGCCGUGCAGCCUGUGAGGGCCACUUGUUUCCGUUGUGGACAGAAUGGGCACAUUGCAAGGAAUUGUAUGGUUCCGCUUCAGGGACACCAGCAAGAGAGGGGACAGAACCGUGAGCAGUUACAGUUGCCACCGCCACCAGUCGGGCAAGCAGCAAGGCCUCGGGUUAAUGUCGUUGGAGAACACGGUGGUGUUGAACCGAUCACGGGAUCGGUUUUGGUUGGGGGAGUUGCCGCCCAUACAUUUUUUGACACAGGAGCUACGCAUAGCUUUGUGUCACCGACACUGACAAAGUGUUGGACCUUUAAAGGCGUUUUUGUCUCGAGGGCGAAAGAGAUCGAGACAGCCGGAGAUGAGAGGGUGAAGUAUACCGGGGUUUACGAAGAAGUACCCAUAGUGCUAGAAGGUGUGGAGAUGCUCGGAAAUCUUGUGAAAAUGGAGUUGAAUCACUACGAGGUGAUUCUCGGAAUGGAUUGGUUGACGAAACAUCGAGCUGUACUUGAUUGUCCGCGAGCACGGGUACAUAUCCCGAGGACAGAAGGGAAGUUGGUGUUCCAAGGGAUCAAGAGAAAUAGCGGAAUCUCCAUUAUUUCGAUGCUGCAAGCAGAGGAGUUAUUGGAGAAAGGAGCUGAAGCAUAUCUUGCCACCAUUACUAUGAAUGAGAAAGAGUCGACACCGGUGUUGAGUACCAUUCCGGUGGUAGCGGAAUACGAGGACGUGUUUGAACCGUUGACGGGACCACCGCCACACCGAGGUGAUGCAUUCACGAUAGAGUUGGAGCCGGGAACCGCACCUAUAUCGAAGGCACCUUACCGGUUAGCGACAGCGGAAAUGGCUGAGCUCAAGAACCAGUUAGAAGAUUUGGCUGAAAAAGGCUUCAUUCGACCGAGUAGUUCACCGUGGGGAGCGCCGGUGUUAUUCGUCAAGAAAAAGGACGGAAGUUUCAGACUCUGUAUCGAUUAUCAGGGAUUGAACAAAGUGACGAUAAAGAACCCGUACCCGUUGCCAAGGAUCGAUGAGUUGUUGGACCAACUACAAGGAGCGUCUUGGUUUUCUAAGAUAGAUUUGGCAUCAGGUUACCAUCAGAUUCCGAUAGCCGAGAAAGAUGUGAGGAAGACGGCUUUUCGGACGUGCUAUGGUCAUUAUGAGUUUGUAGUAAUGCCGUUUGGACUGACCAAUGCGCCAUCAGCUUUUAUGAAGUUGAUGAACAAUGUUUUUCGGGAUUAUCUGGACAAGUGUGUUAUUGUGUUCAUCGACGACAUAUUGAUUUACUCAAAGAGUAAAAGGGAGCAUGAGUUGCAUCUGCGAGUUGUGAUGGAUAAGCUGAGAGAGCAAAAGUUGUAA
Messenger RNA from Microthlaspi erraticum, 1773 nucleotides. Lineage: Eukaryota; Viridiplantae; Streptophyta; Magnoliopsida; Brassicales; Brassicaceae. The record is from the annotation of a GenBank genome assembly.